Molecule: messenger RNA, 3625 nt
Organism: Ictalurus punctatus (channel catfish)
Lineage: Eukaryota; Metazoa; Chordata; Actinopteri; Siluriformes; Ictaluridae
Product: protein naked cuticle homolog 2-like
Exons: 10
Coding region: 286-1434 (382 amino acids)
Biological process (GO): negative regulation of Wnt signaling pathway
Cellular component (GO): cytoplasm
Source: RefSeq, a predicted model, not a curated record
UAAUAAAUAGGCUCCAGUUGCUGCUCAAUAACCAAUGAGUUACGAGAGGCGCGUCUCGCGAGGAGGGGGGGCUUUCACAAUUUAAGAUGUGCGUUUCUGCCUCACAGGGGAAAAAAGCCUCAUGUGGAACAUUCCCACGCAGUAAUCUACAGAACUUCAGUCUAUUACUGCACGGUAGGGACAAUCCCACAUGCAGCCCUGCCACUUUAGUCCUCCUCCGCCUGUCAUGGCACAGAGAAGCCUUCAGAUCUUCCUAACAGGCUAAUUAAAGCAUUAUAAAGGAAGAUGGGGCUUUUGCAGUCGAAAAAUGCGUGUAAACGCAGGGAAAGUCCAGAAGGUGGCACUUUGGCGACGAGUUCUCUUCUCGUGCAGGGAGAGUCGGCUCAUCCCAGCGAGUCACACAAAAUCCGAAACAAGCAGGAUAUGUGUGGUACAGAGCUAAUGGAUGACCACUUCUUGGAUCAUGACUGCCCUCUGGAGGUAAUCUUGCCACCAGAGAGAACAGCUGAAUGUCAAAGUUACAAAGUUUCAUCAGAAAGUGCAGAUCCCCCAAGGAGGAAUGCAAAAACUGAUGACAUGGAGUGUAAUGUCCCCUUAGUGGAUAAAAACAACCAAGAGUGGGUGUUUACUUUGUACAACUUUGACAACAGUGGCAGAGUAACCAAAGAGGAUAUGUCCACCCUGAUGCAUACCAUCUAUGAAGUAGUGGAAGCAUCGGUCAAACAGACUGCACUCUGUGACAGCAAAACACUGCGUGUCAAACUAACUGUAACACCUUUAAUAUCCAGUAGCAACAGAAGAGAGCGAGAUAUUAGUCUUCCACAGAACGUGCAGGAUCACCUGGAGGAACACCACCCGAUUCACAUCAGAGGACAGAGCACAAAUCCUGCUGUCAGCUCUGAGAAGAAAAUUUACCGCAUUGAUGAGAACACAGAACGCAGAAACCACUAUUUAGACCUGGCUGGGAUUGAAAACUACACCUCCAAAUUUAAUGCAGACCACCCACACCAGUCACCCAAUGAGGAGCAGUGUCAGGACAGCCCCACAUAUGGCACCAGCUCUGCCCACCAUCGAUGGCCUCAGCUAGAUCGUGGCAGCCUGGGGAAGUCUGGUGGCCGCCGCCUCCCCUUUCUCAGGUCUCUGCGGAGCCGCAGCAAAUCAAACAGGAUUUAUGGACAUCACCCAGUCAGCUGGUGUUGUCCUCCUGUUCCACAGCAGCAGUCUCUGCACUACAGUCACAGUAAACGUGUUCAUGCCAGGCCUCGUGAUGCCAAAUCAGCCUCUGUGCCUCCUCUAGGGCUAGAUUUGGAGCUGCAGCCUGGUGGCAUUUCUCCUGGUGGAUUCAUGCCCAUGGCUCAGAGGCAUGAGCACCAUCACCUCCAUGAGCAUCACCAUCAUCACCACCAUCACCACCACCAUUACUAUUCCUCCUGACUGCAGCCUCUCAGAAAGAAAGACAGACUGAGAAGGAGCUUUUUUAGGUGGUGACCCUCAAAAUUGCACACACAAAAUCUUUCUUCAUAAAUCACAUCCAGAAUCAGAUGUGGAAAGGGACAGUAUUUCUCCGUAUUUGAAAGAAAAAACACAAUUUGUCAAGGAAUUUAGGGGGGGAAAACUAUGCAACAUUGGGUGCUACAGUGAGGGAAAAAAGUAUUUGAUCCCCUGCUGAUUUUGUACGUUUGCCCACUGACAAAGAAAUGAUCAGUCUAUAAUUUUAAUGGUAGAUUUAUUUGAACAGUGAGAGACAGAAUAACAACAAAAAAAUCCAGAAAAACGCAUGUCAAAAAUGUUAUAAAUUGCAAUUUAAUGAGGGAAAUAAGUAUUUGAAGUAUUCUUAUUCUCAAUCAGAAAGAUUUCUGGCUCCCAGGUGUCUUUUAUACAGGUAACGAGCUGAGAUUAGGAGCACACUCUUAAAGGGAGUGCUCCUAAUCUCAGCUUGUUACCUGUAUAAAAGACACCUGUCCACAGAAGCAAUCAAUCAAUCAGAUUCCAAACUCUCCACCAUGGCCAAGACCAAAGAGCUCUCCAAGGAUGUCAGGGACAAGAUUGUAGACCUACACAAGUCUGGAAUGGGCUACAAGACCAUUGCAAAGCUGCUUGGUGAGAAGGUGACAACAGUUGGUGCGAUUAUUUGCAAAUGGAAGAAGCACUAAAGAACUGUCAAUCUCCAUCGGCCUGGGGCUUCCUUGCAAGAUCUCACCUCGUGGAGUUGCAAUGAUCAUGAGAACAGUGAGGAAUCAGCCCAGAACUACACGGGAGGAUCUUGUCGAUGAUCUCAAGGCAGCUGGGACCAUAGUCACCAAGAAAACAAUGCCAAACAAUUGGUAACACACUACGCUGUGAAGGACUGAAAUCCUGCAGCGCCCGCAAGGUCCGCUGCUCAAGAAAGCACAUAUACAUGCCCGUCUGAAGUUUGCCAAUGAACAUCUGAAUGAUUCAGAGGACAACUGGGUGAAAGUGUUGAGGUCAGAUGAGACCAAAAUGGAGCUCUUUGCCAUCAACUCAACUCGCCGUGUUUGGAGGAGGAGGAAUGCUGCCUAUGACCCCAAGAACACCAUCCCCACCGUCAAACAUGGAGGUGGAAACAUUAUACUUUGGGGGUGUUUUUCUGCUAAGGGGACAGGACAACUUCACCGCAUCAAAGGGACGAUGGACGGGGCCAUGUACCGUCAAAUCUUGGGUGAGAACUUCCUUCCCUCAGCCAGGGCAUUGAAAAUGGGUCGUGGAUGGGUAUUCCAGAAUGACAAUGACCCAAAACACACGGCCAAGGCAACAAAGGAGUGGCUCUAGAAGAAGCACAUUAAGGUCCUGGAGUGGCCUAGCCAGUCUCCAGACCUUAAUCCCAGAGAAAAUCUGUGGAGGGAGCUGAAGGUUCGAGUUGCCAAACGUCAGCCUCGAAACCUUAAUGACUUGGAGAAGAUCUGCAAAGAGGAGUGGAACAAAAUCCCUCCUGAGAUGUGUGCAAACCUGGUGGCCAACUACAAGAAACGUCUGACCUCUGUGAUUGCCAACAAGGGUUUUGCCACCAAGUACUAAGUCAUGUUUUGCAGAGGGGUCAAAUACUUAUUUCCCUCAUUAAAAUGAAAAUCAAUUUAUAACAUUUUUGACAUGCGUUUUUCUGGAUUUUUUUGUUGUUAUUCUGUCUCUCACUGUUCAAAUAAAUCUAUCAUUAAAAUUAUAGAAUGAUCAUUUCUUUGUCAGUGGGCAAACGUACAAAAUCAGCAGGGGAUCAAAUACUGUUUUCCCUCACUGUAUGUGUAGUAAUACAUCAUUUGCUUUUUUCAUAAUCUAAUACUAAUAAAUAUGUUUUACUACCAGAAAGUUCAGAAACUCCAGUAGAUUCUGAUAUUUAAAUAAACCCUUACAGUGAUGUAUUAUGCUUGUAAAUAUAAUUGUGCAGAGUUCUGUAUUGGCAUAGAAUGUAAUUCAUUAAUGUAUAUUUCCUCCUGAAAUCUAGCUGAUAUGGCUGUUGUUUUAGAAGUCACCUCACUUUUCUAAGCCCAGAAGACUGAUAGGAAAUCUCUAGAUUUUCUAUAAGAAAUAACCACUCUUUUUAUGCAACCUAUAUUUCUAAUGUGUGAUGAAAUUGUUGCAUAUUUGUACAUUAAAAAUAUAUAACCAGUAA